Topomyia yanbarensis is the source of this 1889-nucleotide messenger RNA. Its product is annotated as zinc finger protein OZF-like. The transcript has 2 exons. Gene Ontology annotation, biological process: regulation of DNA-templated transcription. The coding region runs from base 212 to 1777 and encodes 521 amino acids. The record is from RefSeq and is a predicted model, not a curated record. Gene Ontology annotation, molecular function: DNA-binding transcription factor activity, RNA polymerase II-specific; RNA polymerase II cis-regulatory region sequence-specific DNA binding. Lineage: Eukaryota; Metazoa; Arthropoda; Insecta; Diptera; Culicidae.
CGCAAACAAAAUAAAAAAGAUUCAUCGUAUUUAUUUGCAAUGUGUUGUUUUGGAAAAAAGUAUCGGUUUGUGUUUUGUAGUAUGUGAAUAAAUUGGACGGUUACCGGAAACCUGGCAAUUCAGUUCGGAUCCUUAACAUUUCUUUAGAUGCGUCGAGAAUUUGAAUAAAAGUUCAAAAUUAUUCAACGAAGAGGCCAAAACUAUUACAAUAAUGGAGUUAGAAGAUACAUCCAUAGUCAGUGAAAUCAGUAUUAAAAGCGAAGCUUACCACUUCGACACAGAUGAUACGAACAACAGCGCAUCGGAAAAACUCGGAAUUGGAUCUUUGAAUCUGUUACCGAAUGGAACAGCAAAAACUGACUCGCACAGUGAAUUCGUAACUGAUCCUGCUAAUCUAAUAGAACUGGAAUCAAAUCGUACAACUCAAUAUAAUUAUAAAUGUGGCAUUUGCGACAAAAUGUACAAGCGUCACGAUGAGUACGAUAACCAUCUUCUCCUGCAUACAGCAGGACCGAAACCGUUUAAAUGUGACGUUUGUGGCAAAGGAUUCAACUGGAAGAACUAUCGCGACCAACAUCAACGAAGUCACAGAGAAGAAAAGCACUAUAAAUGUGACUUUUGUGAUUCUGCAUUCGUCCAUAAAUUUAAGCUAUUAUUGCACAUGCGAGUGCACAAUAUUGUACGGCCGUUCCAGUGCGAUAUUUGUGGGAAAGCCUUUAAAACCCCCAAUAAUUUAAAGGGACAUAAGGCAAUACAUUCAGUCGACAGGUACAAGUGUAAAUAUUGCGGAGAGAAAUUUGAAUCAAUUGGUAAAUUGUCCGUGCAUAAGCACACACACGAAGAAAAAACUUUUCAAUGUGAACAAUGUGGCAAAAAAUUCCUCAGCGACAAAAGACUGAAUAGGCACUUGGUAGCUCAUAAUGAAAAUACAUGUAAUAUUUGUGGCAAAACAUUUCGACAUCGUCAUCAAAUCGAUAAUCACCUGGUCCUUCAUACCGCAGGACUGAAACCGUUCAAAUGUACCGUGUGUGGGAAAGGAUUUAGUUGGAAGAGCUAUCGUGAUGUACACCAACGCAGUCACGAGGAUAAGCAGCAUAAAUGUACCGAUUGCGAUGUAGCGUUUAUUCAUAAAUAUCAACUUAUUAUGCACAUGAGAAUUCACAGCAGUGAACGACCGUUCCAGUGCGAUAUCUGUGGGAAAGCCUUUAAAACGCCCAAUAAUUUAAAGGGACAUAAGGCAAUACAUUCAGACGACCGGUAUAAGUGUGAAGUAUGCGGAAAACAAUUCGAUUCGAUUGGUAAUCUAACCGUGCAUAAGCACACUCAUGACGACAAAACUCACGAAUGUGAACAAUGCGGUAAGAAGUUCCUCAGCAACAGAAACCUGAGCAGACACUUGGUGAGUCAUGUCGGAACGCGGAGCUGCAAAUGUGAUAUCUGUGGCAAGGGAUUUAAUUCGAAAGACGAAUUGAAACAGCACCUUCGCUCGCAUAACCGUUCUUACGAUUGCAGCAUAUGCGAGAAAUCAUUCAAAAGCUUUGAUGAUCUAAACGAUCACAUAGGGACUCAUGAUACCGAAUGGCCUUUCAAAUGUGAGCUUUGCGCAAAGAAUUUUUCGAAAAAGACAUACCUAGUGCGGCAUGCUAAGCGACACGACCGGAUGAAAAAGUCGCUUGAAUGUCGGGUAUGUGGCAAAGUUUAUCGAAACAUUCGUUGUUUAGAGAAACACCUGGAUAAACAUAAGGAUACUGCACAGCCGGUCCAAGAAAUAAUAUAAUUAAUUUCGUUGUAAGAACAACGUACAACAGAUAAGGGCGCAAGCGCCACCCAUCUCUCAAAGCUUGUUUCGAGAUAUAAGAGAAAAUCGAAAAUAUAGUUAUAUAACAUUA